Notolabrus celidotus (New Zealand spotty) is the source of this 2837-nucleotide messenger RNA. RefSeq names its product TNF receptor-associated factor 3 interacting protein 1 (gene ift54). Gene Ontology annotation, cellular component: ciliary basal body; centrosome; axoneme. Gene Ontology annotation, biological process: cilium assembly; intraciliary transport; regulation of microtubule cytoskeleton organization. The coding region runs from base 140 to 2053 and encodes 637 amino acids. Lineage: Eukaryota; Metazoa; Chordata; Actinopteri; Labriformes; Labridae. The record is from RefSeq and is a predicted model, not a curated record. Gene Ontology annotation, molecular function: microtubule binding. The transcript has 16 exons.
CCUCAUGACUGAUGCACUGUGGGAUUGCAGGAUAUUGACAUAGCAACCAGACGACAGAGAGGGACUCCUACUUUAUUUCUGCAUCUCUCAGUCUUUGUAGUCUGCAGUGAAACUCUGGCCCUGAGGUUAUUCUGCUGCCAUGAACGGGUCCGUGGUGAAGAAGACUCAGGACACUCUGGGCAAAGUGAUCAAGAAACCUCCUCUCACGGAGAAACUGCUCACCAAGCCGCCCUUCAGAUACUUACACGACAUCUUCAGUGAGAUUAUCAAGGCCACCGGCUUCAUGAAAGGCCUGUACGGAGAAAAUGAAUUGAAGUCUGAUAACGUUAAGGAUAAGGAUUCAAAGAUAGUCUUCCUCCAGAAAGCAAUAGAUGUGGUGAUGCUGGUGAGCGGUGAGCCCCUAGCAGCAAAACCAGCACGUAUCGUAGCCGGCCAUGAGCCAGAGAAAACCAAUGAGAUGCUGCAGGCCAUGGCCAAGUGUUGCCUCAAUAAGUUGUCAAGUGAAGAUGCAGUGAAGCGAGUGCUUGCAGGAGAAAAAGUGGACAUUAAAACCAAGGCCAGCACCUCCAGGUCCCAGGACAAGGAGAACAGGGAGGGACGUGAACGUCAUCCUGAGAGAGAGGAGAAGAAAAGGAUUACAGAGCGCAGUGGGAGCCGGGACCAGAAAGACCCAGACCAGCCCAAAGAGCAGGAUGGUCGACGCAGAGAUGGAGAGAAAGAACCCCACCGAGACAGAGAACGCUCCGACAAGCACCGCCGCAGUGAACCGGACCACCAAGGCAAAGAUCGAGACAAAGACAAGAGCCGUGACCGGGAUCGAGACAGGGAUAGAGACAAAGGACGAGUGAAAGACAGGGACAAGGAGAAAGACCGAGAGAGGGAUCGAGACAAGGAGAGAGACAAAGACAGAGAAAAGAGGAGAGAUAGAGAUUCUCACAGAGAUCAGGAAAGAGACAAAGACAAACGGAGAGACAGAGAUAAAGAGCGGGAGAAGGACAGAGAGCGGCACAAACAGGGGGAAGAGAGGAACAAAAAUGGAGAGAGCGACAAUAGCAAGGUCAGAGUGUCAGAGGAGCCACAACAAGGCGGCAUGGAUGAGCCCAGCAAGACAGCCAAACCUGUGCCAGCACCCAUAGAAGAAGGUGAUAACCAGUCUGAUAGUCCAGCUAGAAUACCUCGGCCUUCAUCUGCUAAAGGGCAGAGGAGGAGACCAAAGAUUGGAAGUCAAGAUGAGUCUGACAGUGAAGGAGAAGGAGAUGCUCAGUUAUCCCAGAGACCUGUUCCACUGGAAAAUGGAGACACUGCCGGUGCCUCAUCAGAUAUUGCCUCAAGGAGAAUACCACGGCCCGGCAGUGCUCGUCCAGCUCCCCCUCGCGUUAAGAGACAAGAGAGCUCCACUGAUGUGACUCCAGCUGAGAGGCUGUCCAGUGCCAAGCCCUCAGCACCAGUCAUCAUGGAUGGGAAGAAGCUAUCUGAGGAUGAAGAGGAUGACGAUGAGCAAUUUGUGGUGGAGGAGGCGGCUCAACUGCCCUCUGAUGUUCCUGAGAUGGACGCGGAUCCUGCCCAAGAACUCAACAGUGAAGACAAACACGGUGGCCUUGUGAAAAAGAUACUUGAAACCAAAAAAGACUUUGAAUCAUCACCAUCCUCCCCCAAAUCCAAAGAACAGAACGUGGUGUCUGAAGCAGCUCGGAAGAAAGAGCGGGACCUGGUGUCGCGGGAGAUAGAGCGGCUCCGCUCAUCCAUCCAGACAGUGUGCAGGAGCACCCUGCCUCUGGGUAAGAUCAUGGACUACAUACAGGAGGACAUGGACGCCAUGCAGGCUGAGCUGAACACCUGGCGGCGGGAGAACAAAGAACACGUGCAGGCCUUGCUGCAAGAGCAAAGCUCGACAGACAGGGCAGUGGAGCCUCUAAAGGCAGAACUCUCUGAGCUGGAUCAGCUGAUCAAGGACCAGCAGGACAAGAUCUGUGCUGUGAAAGCCAACAUACUGAAAAAUGAAGAGAAGAUCCAAAAAAUGGUGACUGGAAUCAACUUCUCUUCCAAAACCUGAAGUGAGAAACAAGGUCUCUGACAAAAGAAAAGCUUAUAAAAAAUGCACUGAAGAUUUAGGAGUGAACGGUUUCUCAUCCGUAAUAAAUCAAAGAACAUUUGUUGUCAGAGACGAUGGGACCAAACACAGCACUUUUAGGGGUUUUGUUAGAGGUGGACUCCAAAACAUAUCAGACAUGCUCAUUCAAGUGAUGUUGAUCCCUAUCUAGCAUCAGUCAUGAAUGAGAAAUGAAAAAAUACCUUCCUGCUCCGCACACUUACUUUAACCCUUCCUUUUCUGUAAUGGUGCCUUUGUGGAAUGAGCCGGUGAGCAGCCCCUCACUUGAAUGUUAAACUAGAUAGUUCUAUUUAAUACUGUGUCAGUUCAUAAAAAAAUGACUACAUGAAGGUCUAUUUUGCUGUACGCCCAGCAUCCACUGGACCAAAUGUUACAACCACCGUCUCGGUUUUACUUGUUAAUCUAAAGGAAGUUUAUAUCAUUUGUUUUAAUUGCCUCACUUCUUAUUCAAAAGGCUCUGGAAUCAUUGAGUGCUGUAUUCAUGAAGUUAAAUUGGAGUACUGAGCAGGCUUUAUGAUUGUCCAUGAUGACUAAUGCAUGUGCUAUGAUCCGAUGGACUAGCUCCACAACUAUUAUUAAGCUCCCUCACAUGCUAACAGUGUCACACUCAGCUGGUUGAUGACAGGAAUGGUAAGAUUAACAUUUGAAAUCGUGGGCUUAUUUUUUGGGUCCUGGUGGUCUGACAGAUAGAAAUGUAUCGGACAUGAUUAAAACUUUGCACAUCAAA